CUCCACUACUCCACACCUAGACUUCCCAAUCCUCCAUUGGGCAACCUGUCACACAGUACGCCGUCGCCUGUGGUUUGGUUUGUGGAGUGAGAGAGAAAGAGAGAGAGAGACAUAGACUCGGACUCGGAGAGAAGGAGAUGAUGUCGAGGGAGCGCAAGAAGGCGGCUGCUCUUCAGGAGAAGCUGAAGAUCCUCCGCUCCAUCACUCACUCCCACGCUCUGAGCAACACGUCGAUAAUCAUGGACGCGUCGGCGUACAUCAAGGAGCUGAAGCAGAAGGUGGUGAGGCUGAACCAGGAGAUUGCGUGCGCGCAGGACGCGCUGAGACACAAGGCAUCAUCCUAUCCCACGGCAGUAGGGCCGGCGUCCGGCGACGCAGGCAUAGGAGUUCACAUGCGUCGACGUGACCGUGGAAGCCCUAGGAGUGCAGGGGUCGUCGUUCCUGGUGAACGUGUUCUCCGACAAGAGCUGCCCGGGGCUGCUCGUCGCCGUGCUGGAGGCCUUCGACGAGCUGGGGCUCAGCGUGCUCCAGGCCACCGCGUCCUGCGCCGACUCCUUCCGCCUCGAGGCCGUGGGCGGAGAGAACGUGGCGGACAACGUGGACGAGCACGUCGUGAAGCAGGCCGUCCUGCAGGCCGUCAGGAGCUGCUCCGAGGGCGGUAGCGAGCACGACGACGAGGAGUAGUAGCUAGCUAUAGCUAGAGGCUGAGCGCGCGUAAGCACACACGCCUUCUGCUACUUGCAUCGGUCGAUGUCGUCCCUGCUGCUGGUGCAUGGCUGCCUGGACAACCGCGCAUGUACUCGAUCGAUCGUCGACCGGCCGGCGCCCUCUAUGUGUAUGGUAGUAGCAGUAGCUCUGGCUGGACAACCGCGCAUGUACUCGAUCGAUCGUCGACCGGCCGGCGCCCUCUCUGUGUAUGGUAGUAGCAGUAGCUCCGUUUCUCAGCUAGCUCCCCCUCUCGAUCUUUAAUUCGAUUUUUUUUACUCUUCUCUGUUUCCUCUAUCUAUCUAUCUAUCUAUCGGUGGCAAAGAUGAAACAGAGCCGCUGCUCCUAGCUGCUGAUGGUCCGGUGAAUUCGUUCGUAGCAGCGCCACCGUUUCCUGUGUAAUAGUAUUGGCCGGAGGGCACGCCGUGAUUUACAUAUUUAGUAUAUAUGUCUAUGAUGCAUGCGUGAUAAUAAGAUCGAUCAUGCCUGCACGCACGCACGCAUGCAUGAUGUAAGAAUGACGACGACAACGACGACGAUGAUGAUCAUGC
This is a messenger RNA of Zea mays, 1256 nucleotides long. RefSeq lists its product as uncharacterized. The record is from RefSeq and is marked provisional. The transcript is spliced from 5 exons. Gene Ontology annotation, molecular function: DNA-binding transcription factor activity; sequence-specific DNA binding; protein dimerization activity. Gene Ontology annotation, cellular component: nucleus. Bases 138 to 662 code for a protein of 174 amino acids. NCBI's taxonomy places the organism in Eukaryota, Viridiplantae, Streptophyta, Magnoliopsida, Poales, Poaceae. Gene Ontology annotation, biological process: regulation of DNA-templated transcription.